Messenger RNA from Dendrobium catenatum, 3992 nucleotides. RefSeq names its product histone-lysine N-methyltransferase, H3 lysine-9 specific SUVH5. Gene Ontology annotation, cellular component: nucleus. Gene Ontology annotation, molecular function: histone methyltransferase activity; protein binding; zinc ion binding. The transcript has 2 exons. The coding region runs from base 387 to 3533 and encodes 1048 amino acids. Lineage: Eukaryota; Viridiplantae; Streptophyta; Magnoliopsida; Asparagales; Orchidaceae. The record is from RefSeq and is a predicted model, not a curated record.
UAGUAAUUUGCUUUUAAGAAUUCUGGGCUGUUACUUGCCUGAGCCUGGAAUCUCGCACAAAAUGAAGGAGAGUGAUGGGAUUUCGGAGUUCCUGAAAGUGACUGCUACAGUUUGAACUAUUCAGGCCAAGAAAAACCCUAGAGAAAAGCCUGCCAAUCCAUUUUCCUGGGCCAUGAGCGAAGGUUUCGUCGUUGCUCCCUUGCCGGAACACAGACCCCUCUCUCUCCACUGCCCAAGUGGCGGCCAGCAUUGUCGCUUUAAGCUAUUCCUCCCGUUUUACGUCCUAUACGGUUAGUUCCUUUUCUUGCCUCUCAAUCCCAUGACUAUUUUAAGGUUGCCGCUUGGAUUUCUCAUGGGAGAGUGAAUCUCUCCAUUCUCGAAUAGUAAUGUUUCAAGUGGACACUCUGCCAAAGUACAAGCGGCCGAAGGCCUUCGCCAUCCGCAAUUUCCCCCAGGGAUGUAGCCCUCAUGAAGUCAAAUUGUAUACUAAACCUGUAGAACAAGCGUCUUCUGUGGUGGGGUUGGAGAAUGUUAAGCUCACUGGAUCAGAAAACUAUUUAGAAGCCAGUCCUGAGCAUGAGAAACUUGAAGUGCGGGAAUUAGUGAGGGAGAGUUCAGAGUUAUCCAAGUUUCAGAAUGGGCAUUGUUCUUCAAAGAUGUAUGGACCUCCAAAGAGGAGGAAAGUUUUUUCUAUCCGACAAUUUCCUCCUGGAUGUGGACCAAGUUCUGACGGUAUCAACAAAGAUUCGCUAAAGGCUAAGAAUUUGGUGGGGAAGAAAAUUGAUGAAGCAAGCAAACAUUUAGUGGGUUAUACUCUUAGUGUUGCGGCUACUGAAAUUGUUGGGGAACAAAUGAGAAUGAAUGAUGAUAUUGAGGCGGUUACUGAAACUAUUCACGGAAUUUGUCGUGAGACAGGAAUCAGGCCUCAGAUUUCUUCUAUGAAAUAUAAAUUUUUUGAUGGGGAGAAAAAGAAACCGGAUUCAAAACAGAAAGAAAUGGUAGGGUGUUCUGCUUUGAUUAAAUAUUCUGGAAAUAAUUUGCAUCCCAUGAAGAAUAUGACUUUGGUGAAGCAGCCAUUAGUGAUGCAUAAACCCGCACGAGCUGCAGAUGCUGAAAAACACUUGAAUCAUGAGAAGUCUAUGGUGAAGCAGGCAAAAAUAGCAGAUAGCUCUGUGAAGGUUGCAUUUUCUGAAAUGGCUUGUGUUGAGGAUAGAAAUGAUUCUGAUAUAACAAAAGGGAAAGCGAAAAACUUUGGUGAAUGUACUUUGGUCAGAUCAAAUACUGACAAGAAUUUCUAUGGUAGUGGAACUCAAGGCAAUAUUAGUCACGUUCAGAUAAAAUCCUCAUUGAAACGUGGUUCAAAGAAGAUCUUUGGUCGCUCUAUUUCUGAUAAGACAUUAGGUGGUUGCAAAGGCUAUCAAACCAACAAGAACCUUCAAAUCAAAGAAAAUGCUGGCAGUUCAUCUCAUGUAGUUGUGAAAUCUACAUUUGCAAGUAAGUUAUUGGAUAAUGAUGGUAAUCCAUUGGUAGGAAAACAUUCUGUAAAUGAAUGUGAAAUUACCCAAAUAGUUAGUGAUAGUUUAAAGAGAAAGUUGUCAGCUGAGGUUCUUUUUAAAGACUACAUUCCAGAUGAAGGUGAAGAUUUUCUUGAAGCUUAUGGGGAGAGGAUGAUUAAUCAGGCUCUGUUGGCUGCUGAAAAUUGCACCUUGAGGAAUUCCAAGAGAUUCAGUGCAGUUGGUUCUGGUUCUGGCUUUGUACAAAGCAAAAUAAAGAAGGAGAAGAGUUUGGUAGACAGGAACUAUGCUUCAAAGGUUUUUUCUUCUUCCCAACAAAAGAACAAAGGCUUAAUUAAGGAUAUUGAUCAUUUGGUAGGAGCAGAUACAAGCCGGAAAGAAAUUACUGCAUUUAAAAAACAUAAUGAAUUUAGUGUUACCAUGACCCCAUUUAAAUUGAGUCAGAAAGGUAGUGAUAAUGAAGAAGUUUUGGCUCGGCACCGAGUUAAGAGGGCUUUGCGAAUUUUUCAGCUUAUAUGCAGGAAACUUUUGCGAGCAGAAGAGUCUAGCUCAAAAAAGUUGGGUAAAAUAAACAGGAUUGAUCUGCAGGCUUCUAAAGUGCUCAAAGAUAAUGGUGAAUGGGUGAGCAAUGGUGAACCGAUAUUGGGGCAUGUUCAUGGAGUUGAAGUUGGUGAUGAAUUCCAUUACAGGGUGGAGCUCUCAUUAAUUGGCCUUCACCGUCUAUUUCAGGGCGGUAUAGAUAGUAUGAAGCAAAAUAGGAUGCUAGUGGCGGUUAGCAUUGUGGCUUCUGGUGGAUAUGAGGAUGAUGUGGAUGGUUCAGAUGUUUUGAUAUAUUCUGGUUCAGGUGGAAUAUCUGCUGGCGGAGAUAAGCAACCAGGAGAUCAAAAACUUGAGCGUGGUAACUUGGCAUUAAAGAACAGUAUAGAAGCUCAAACACCUGUGAGGGUUAUUCUUGGUUUUAAAGAGAAAAGUGAUCCUCAUGAUGCAAGGGGCAAGCUAGUCUCAACAUUCACCUAUGCUGGAUUGUAUCAUGUGGAGUCAUACUGGCAGGAGAGAGGUUCUCAUGGGUUUAAUGUGUUCAAGUUCCAGUUGAAAAGGAAGCCUGGGCAACCGGAGCUUGCUUUUAAAGAACUGAAAAGGUCAACGAUGUUAAGAAUCCGUGAAGGUCUCUGUGUUGAGGAUAUAACUCGGGGAAAGGAGAAAAUUCCUAUCUCUGUAGUUAAUACAAUUGACACUGACCGUCCAACACCUUUUAAGUAUAUAACCAAGAACAUUUACCCUUCAUGCUAUGUCAAGAUACCUCCAAGGGGUUGUGAUUGCAUCGGUGGUUGCUCUGAUUCCGAUAAAUGUGCUUGUGCCAUUAAGAAUGGUGGGGAAAAUCCUUAUAACUGCAGCGGUGCUAUUGUACAAGCGAAGUCACUUAUUUAUGAAUGCGGACCUUCCUGUAAAUGUCCUCUUUCAUGCUACAACAGGGUCGGCCAACAUGGUAUCAGAAUGCCAUUGGAGGUCUUCAAGACUGGAGGUAGAGGUUGGGGUGUUAGAUCCUUGAAAUCUAUUUCAUCUGGCAGUUUUAUAUGUGAGUAUAUAGGAGAGUUGCUUCAAGAUGGUGAGGCUGACCAGAGGACUUAUGAUGAAUAUCUUUUUGACAUUGGCCAUAAUUAUGAUGACCGCUCUUUAUGGGAGGACCUUCCAAAUCUUAUACCAGAACUGCAAUCUAACUCUGUUUGUGAUACUGUAGAAAAUGUUGGUUUUACAAUUGAUGCAGCAGAAUAUGGAAACAUUGGGCGAUUUAUUAAUCAUAGUUGCUCGCCUAAUCUGUAUGCACAGAAUGUUCUAUAUGACCAUGAUGACAAGAGGAUUCCUCACAUAAUGUUCUUUGCUGUUGAUAAUAUUCCACCAUUACAAGAGUUAACAUAUCACUACAACUACACAAUAGAUCAAGUCCGUGAUUCUGAGGGAAACAUAAAGCAGAAGGCUUGCUAUUGUGGUUCUCAUGAGUGUCGUGGCAGGCUUUACUGAGCUUAUCAGUGCUUUCCUAUACUGGUAUGAAGAUUAACUAAAACAUACCCAUCAGCCUUCUCAGAGUAUGCACUUAGGGUUACAGUUGAAAUUUUAUAUGUCCAAAGAUCUUCAUGAUGAAACUAAAGAGCCUUUUUUCAACAGGCUUUUGUGAUGCUAAAUUGCUAUUAAUAUUAGGGUUACUGCUGAAGAUCAUUUGUCUCUAAUCUGAUCAACGUGGAUCACAUGAAAAUGAAAAUGGAGUAUGUGAGGUCUUCUGUUUUGACUGGUUUUUGUGGGUGUAAAUCGGAGCUACCUUCAUGGGGGUGAAGUCUUCUACCUCUCAUCGUUGUUUUUUUUUUGGGUAAGUUUUUUCUUAAGGACCAGUUUUUUUUAGGGCAUGUGAUAUCUUUUCCAUAGCAGAAUUUGUAUUUUUCUUAAGUUUUGUUUGCAGGCUCAUAGAAUGGAAAAUCUUCAAUG